Molecule: messenger RNA, 1228 nt
Organism: Phanerochaete carnosa HHB-10118-sp
Lineage: Eukaryota; Fungi; Basidiomycota; Agaricomycetes; Polyporales; Phanerochaetaceae
Exons: 3
Coding region: 150-1226 (358 amino acids)
Source: RefSeq, a predicted model, not a curated record
CUGUGCGCCCACUCAUCGCCUCGCGCAUUGAUGGCCACUUGCUAGGAGAUCGCCCGCACAUCACCCACUCAUUGCCCACUCAUUGCCCACUCAUUGCUCACUCAUCGCCAAAACAAUGGUGGUCACUUACCAGUAAAUCGCCACUUACAAUGCAUGACCACUUAAACAAGCAACUAAUCACCUCGCGAACAAUUAAUCACGUCGUCUCCACUCCCGACGCCGGUGCACUUGCGCGAGAGCACCACAAACUGGCAGACGGACGUGACAAGUGUCGCGUCGUUGCGGCGCGUGCCCGCCAGCGCGGCGUCGAUGCUCCGGAUGCGGCCGCACGCGCCGUCAUCAUCUCGCCUGCCGUUCACCAGGCCUACACGACUUGCCGUCCCUCUACCAACAUGCCGCUCUCGGUCUCGUUCAACUCAAUAUCUCCCCGCAUGCAGAUAUCUUCCUUAUUCCUGCACGAUGCGUCUCCGUCGUCUCCAUCCCCCCGCUUGCGGUCCCUGCCUCUUCCUCUUCCACCUGCGCUCCCCAGUCCGUCCUCCUCCUCGCCCGACCGCGCCGAGGCGUACACCUUCAUCCACCCCUCCCUCAACAUCUACUUUGCCGACCUUUUAUCUGCCGCGCGGCACCAUCCGCUGCUCGAUGGCAGGCUGCUCACGCUGCGCGCGCACUGUGACGCCACGGCGCUCGUGCGCACGUACCGCGUGCUCUGUGGGUGCAGCCUUGGCGCGGAGCUCAUCGCGAGCGUCGCUGCCGCUGCGCCCAGCGAGGACACGAGCGAGGACGACGACGAGCUCCGCACCGCUCACGCAAACGUGCACUUGUGGAACAACAACGGCGGCGACGGCAAGGACGCGUGGCUCGGCGCCGAGAUCCAUGCGGGCCGCCGCAAGAUGGGGAGCGUGCGCAGCGUCGAGGUACACGUCAAGGGACCUGACGUCGACGCCGGGGCCGAUCAUGCCUCCCCUGGUUGCGCACACAACGGGCCGCCACGCGCCGCGCACGGCGGCGUUCGCGAGCCACGACAGCUUCGCGCCGAGCAGCCUCAUAGCACCGCUGCCGUCGGCGCCCGAGGUGUGGGACGUGAGCGAGAUCGACGCCGAGCAGGUCUUCCCCCAUGCGGGUUGUCCGCUUGCAUUGCCCGACCCGCUCGCGUUCGUGGGCGCUGUUCAGGCGACCGGCAGGUAGAUCAGUGGGCGACCAGUGGACGACCAGUGGACGACCAGUGAAC